Molecule: messenger RNA, 276 nt
Organism: Closterium sp. Yama58-4
Lineage: Eukaryota; Viridiplantae; Streptophyta; Zygnematophyceae; Desmidiales; Closteriaceae
Source: the annotation of a GenBank genome assembly
AUGCUAUCCGGGUUCCGGUCUCUACACUCUUCACACUGGCCCGCGCGCACGGCAGUGGACGCAGCAGCAGCAGCAGCAGCAGCAGCAGCAGCAGCAGCAGCAGCAGCAGCAGCAGCAGCAGCAGCAGCAGCAGCAGCAGCAGCAGCAGCAGCAGCACCAGCAGCAGCAGCAGCAGCAGCAGCAGCAGCAGCAGCAGCAGCAGCAGCAGCAGCAGCAGCAGCCGCAGCGGCCGCCGUCGCAGCAGCCCCUACUCCCAGUUCCUGUCCCUCCCCCUAG